AGGGGUUAGUGAGAGCGAUAGCGCAGUGCUGGAGGGUUGGCAGCCCUGGACACCCACCUCGUCAGGAAGUCUUGUCUCUCCUCGUCACUCCUCCCGUCUACCACCUCUAUCCUCUCCUCCACCAGUGCUAUCCUCUCCUCCACCAGUGCUAUCCUCCUCCCAUCCACCAGUGUUAUACUCCCAUCCAUUAGCUCUAUCCUCCCCGUCCACCGUCGUCUGUCCAAGCUCACACCAGCGGGAAGAUCAUAUAUUACUCUUGGGGGACGAAGAGAACACAUAACCACAGCUAUAUACCGUGGAACAGGAGCACUCUUCAAGGUAUCGACGUUAUGACCCAGUGAAGCCAUCCUACACAUCUACUUCCCGAAGAAACUCAAGGCAACAGAAAGCCCUCCCAGAACUCUUAAUAUUUCGAGCCCACUACUGUGAAUAAUCCCUUAAAGAACCUCUUUACCCUUCAAAACAAUCUCCACUGAUGCCCAAUAUCCAAGCUGCUCCUAAACACCCCUCCCUCUCCCAGGACCUUUCCUCCCCACCCAUUUAGAAAAGUCCAACCCCCUUAGAAUUUCCUCCUGACGCUUGGCCGACCUUGAGGGAGAGUAGGUCGAGGAGGAGCCCAUUCUUGCCAGCGGGAUGAGCGCCCUCCGGAAGAGUCUAGCGCCGGGGGAGCACCGCUCCUCCUCGGUGCUCAGCCACGAGGCCAACCUCAGGAUCUUCGCCCUCCUCGGCUCUAAGGCUCAGGCAGUGAGCACGGGUGUGGUGACAGUGAUGGGGGCGGACCCCCCCGAACACACCACCUGGCACCCCCUACACACGGGCGUCGUAACUCUCACUAAGGACUACGCCCGCAAGGCCUACUUCCUCCAGGUGUACGACCUGGUGGAGUGGCAGCGGGUGCAGGAGGUGGAAGUGACGAAGGGCGCUCGGUAUCUCUGCUCUUCUCCGCUCUUCCACCAGCUCCCAGCACAGGGUAGGAUGCUGGGACUGAAGUUCGCCAGUGAGGUGGACGCCAGGGAGUUCGCUGCUGCUGCUGCCUUGGUCGUGGCGGGAGCCGCGCCCCGCAAGCCCGAAGGUCGUCCACCACCUUCCCCGAAGGAGAAGACAGCAUUGACUCAGGAGAAGAAGCAGCUGGCAGAGACCAACCACCUGGACACAAACGGCGCAGCAGGAGUGGCGCCCCUCCGUGACCAGCUGCCGCACAAGCAACGCCAGGGGACUAAAACGCGAAAGGAAAGGCAGCCAGAGCAGCUUCAUAAGCAAGCAAAGCCACCGCCACCACAACCACCCCCACAUCCACCACCACAAUCACCACCACAUCCACCACCACCGUCGCCACCACGCCCACCUCCACAAUCACCACCACAACCACCACCGUCACCACCACAGUCACCGCGACCCCAACAGACCCCACAACUGUGCUUCCCACCACAGCCUGGAGAUAAGAUGACUACACUAGACAGGAAACGAACCUGGAAGAAACUGACGAAAGACAUGAUCAGCAGCCCGACCAACUUUCAGCAUCUUUACCAUGUUGGUUUCGACCCGGGAGCUUACCCGCGCUACUCCACAACAAACGAGGAACGGGAGCAGCAGCAGCAGGAGGAGGACGAGCACCAGUGGGAGCAGCACCAGCAGGAACCACACCAGCAGGAACCACACCAGCAGGAACCACACCAGCAGGCACCACACCAGCAGGAACCACACCAGCAGGAACCACACCAGCAGGCACCACACCAGCAGGCACCACACCAGCAGGAACCACACCAGCAGGAACCACACCAGCAGGCACCACACCAGCAGGCACCACACCAGCAGGAACCACACCAGCAGGAACCACACCAGCAGGCACCAACGGCACCUAACACUGGAUUACACAUGAGGGGUGUGGAUCCCAGUAAACGGCCCGCUCCCCCACCUCCUCCCAGUCCAGUGGAGGCCCACAGUGCGCCAACCAUCACCGCGCCAAUAUUUCCAGACUCGGCUGACAGUACACUCCCCGCCGUCGUCCCCAAUGUCUCCUCUUCGCACCUGUCUCUGGGUUUUACCACCAUCACCACAUCUUCCACUACCACCACUCCCAAAGCUACUACCUCUAUCUCCACAGAUAAUUCCAAUGAGGCAUUAUUGACGCCUGCAUCUUUCUUCACCGUGAACUCUACCCUCGAGACAUCGUCGGGUCUUACUCCUAGCAUGACCACUACCACAAGUUAUCCCAGUGGAGAACCACCCACGUCUGAGUUUCCUCCCCACACCGCCACCAUCGCCACAAACUCAUUGUCUUCUGCAUCUACACUCAUCACUACCACAAACUCAUUCGCUGAGGCACUCUCAACUACUAUCCUUCCCAAUUCAUUUACUGAGGGGUCUUCCCUUGAUUCGAACUGUGACGCAGAGCAAAACACUUCCCUAAGUGCAACGCCAUCAGGGACUGUUGCUUCAGCACAAGAUACAAAUUCUUCUGCUGAUCUGACAGACGAUUUUGCAGCCAUGAGUUUUACUCAGCUAGCGUUUGGUCAGCACUCCGUGGAGUCUUCCCUAAGAGAAGAGACUGACGAUCGUUCAGAAAAAGGUUCCUACGUUGAGUCUGAAGAGACAACUGGGUCCUCCAAUUUAGGCGAAUCAACUUCUUCAAAUGAUUUGCAAGAAAUGAUUGUUUUGAGCGCUGUAGAAGACCCAAGAGGUCUAACUACUUCAGUCGGAGAGUCAGGUGCGUCCACCACAGACGGGGGUUCUGAGUCAGGCCUUACUACUUGCACCACAACUACCAGCCCGUAUUAUCCUUCCUCCAAUAACACCAUGGAAGUCACAGAUCCAUGUCAUAGUUCCUCCACCAUCACAACAACGUCAACAGAUUCAGGCACCAUUACCUCCGUCACCACUACCACCAGUGCAUCAGCAGAUCCUGGUCCCAGUCUACCCACCACAACAUCGAAAGAUACAGAUCCUAAAUCCUUCGCCUCCAACAAUACAGAGCCAGGUCCUUCUGUCUCCAGUAUUACUCAUCAAACGUUGUCGACAGUCACUAGCACAAGCCAGGAACCAAGUUCCCUUCCAGUUAUUGUGUCGUUUACCCUCAAACUCUCGAGUGCCGGUUCUCGCGCUGCUUCAAAGACCUCCGACGACACGACUCCUUUUCUUCGCUCCUCCACCUCCUUAGAUUCCAACUUGCCGGCUGCUUCCUCCACCACUUCGACCGUAAGUUGUGAGGGAGCCUCCACGACCACCAUCGGCAAUGCAAGACCUGCGGCUGUCUCCAGCGUUGCUCGUAGAAUGUCUCUACAAUCACUUCCUCCACGCAAGCCUAAAAGGAGACCAUUGUCUUGCAUUCCAUUAGGCGCUCCUCCGCCACCUCCGCCGUCCACCCCACCACCUUCACCCUCCACAACUCCCCCUCCGCCUUCCACCCCUCCACCUUCACCCUCCACAACACCGCCUUCACCCUCCACAACACCGCCUUCACCCUCCACAACACCGCCUGAACCCUCCACAACACCGCCUGAACCCUCCACAACACCGCCUGAACCCUCUACCCCACCUCCUUCACCCUCCACCCCACCACCUUCACCCUCCACAACACCCCUUCAACCCUCCACCCAACCACGUACAUCCUCCACAUCACCACCGCCUCCGACGUGAUGGAGGCAACAAUCUUUCCAAUACUAGUCUCUCCCUCCGGCAACCAAUAAUGAUCUAGUGACGUACAUGGCAACCAACCAUCAUUUCGUCUAGUGACGUUCAUUGUUGCUGAUUUUGGAGAGAAUGCUUACAGUAUUGAACACUUAUUAUUAUUAUUGUAUAUAACAAUUCAAGCUCAAUUUCUUGUGUAUAUGUAUACCGAUGAAUUUCCCUUGUCCUCUGCUCUCCAUUUGUGUGUUGUUAAUUCUUAAAGCUAUUUGCAAACUGAUAGAUAAAUUUCCUAAUAUUUAUUAACCACACGUGGAGCUUUUUUUAUAUAUCAGUAUUUACCGUAUUAAUUGGGUUAGUAUUUGAGAUGAAGGUAUUAAGUUGCACUUGGAAGGUUAUUGAUAUAUAUAUAUAUAUAACAAAAUGGGCUAAGAAUGCUGUCGUGGGGACGCCAAUAUAAAUUGGCUGUGUGAGGAGGCGCCGUUCGCACACUGGGGGGGGGGUUCGUCUAAUUACCCAAAGCUUCCUAGUAUUACGCAAGUAAUGAAGAAAUAUGAUAUAUUUACUCACUAUAAUGUUGGUGCUGAAUGUAGAACAUUAAGAAUAUAUUUGCUCUGAAAUAACUUAAUUUUAUAACGAAAUUAGAUGAAACUUAAGUGGCAGGUGACGCCAUAGGAAGUCGCCUAUCCAAGCGACAGUGUUGUGGAACGACUUAUUCAAGAAAUAUUUAUGAUCUCCCUAAUGGUAUAAAUCCAUUACGCCCAGUGCAGUUCCAUCACUUGAGAAUGAACCAUGUAGGUUCGAAAUGUGUAAAUUUAUAAUAAGUAUAAUACAUUCUAAAGUUAGUUAUUUUCUUUUUUUAGUUUACCUCGAACAAAGAUGACAUUUGGAGAAAUUCUCUUCCAAUUAAACCAAAAUGCAAAAGCACUAGUCAGAGGGAUAGAAGCCCUAAACAAGAAAAUAAUCAAUACAGUCAUAUUCAAUGAUAUAUAUAUAUAUAUAUAUGAGGGAGCCUCCAUACAUAUUGCCUGAACCCAGCCUCCCUGUCAAAGGGAGGCUGGGUUCUGUUAUUACUAUUAUUAUUACACACAUAUAUACAUAACUAAAUAUAUAUAUAUAUAUAUAUAUAUAUAUAUAUAUAUAUAUAUAUAUAUAUAUAUAUAUAUAUAUAUAUAUAUAUUUGUUAAUGUCACUUUAGUUUUGUUUGCGUCUCGUAUUAGUUACUUUGGCUGUUGGAGGCUAGAGCUGCACUUGUGUACAGUGCGCUAUCUGUAGUAAUGCGCUUAUUAUAUAUAUGUUGUGUUAGCCCUUCAUUUUCAGUAUAUUUGAAUUGUUGAA
Messenger RNA from Procambarus clarkii (red swamp crayfish), 4962 nucleotides. RefSeq lists its product as uncharacterized. NCBI's taxonomy places the organism in Eukaryota, Metazoa, Arthropoda, Malacostraca, Decapoda, Cambaridae. The record is from RefSeq and is a predicted model, not a curated record.